CGGUUCAUCACCGACAUAUACUCUCAACCCACAUCUUAAUUUUGAAAACUCAUCUAGAGUACUCAGUCUCUAGUGGAACUUCAUAACGGUGUCGAGACGUGCACCGCCGUAUUCGUAUCUCAUGUCAGAGAGCCAACCCCUAUUAUCACGCCUAGAUGUCGAAAACACGCCUGUUUAUCCAACGAUACACAUGAUCCGAGCGGAUGUAAUUGUAUGUCACCGAGUUGCUGGGCUAGUGAGGAAGUACUGAAAGAUAGAUGCUUUCUUCUAGCAUUUCAUAGACACUCCUUUAUCUUUCGAAGCACUUACUGCACCGGACCUUACCUACACUCUCAUCCGGCCUCUUGUGGAAAAAUACGUGGCAAUACAAGAAGACGGGAACAUGGCAGUCGUCUUCUGUCUCCUCGUUAAUCGUGUACACUUCUACCGCGACAAGACUUUGACGACUCAUUCUAUCUCUCGUUCAAGAGCAGAGCUAUGUGAGAUUCUCGCGACGCGGGUUCUUCGCGAAUAUGGAAACAACAUGAUGGACCUUGCACUCGCGUUGACAACCAGCUGGCCUGUUUACAAUGGCGCAGAUGAAAGGAUGAUGGAGCUAGCUCGAGAAGAAAGAGAAGAUUUGGAUGAAAGAGUUGGGAACGCGAUUGAAAUGGCUAUUCUAGGGAAGUCCAAAAGGUUUAUCAAAAGUUCAGUGUGUCAGAGGGUCAUUGACAGUAUAUGGAGUGGCAAGUGCGUCUAUCAAGCUGAGAGCAACCAUUCAAUUCUAUCGGAUACGUACAAACGCAAUCCGAUACAUUUCUAUGACCCUCACAAGGCUCCUCUGUUGGAUCACUAUCGCCUCAAAGUUCCCUUCAUCCGUUCAGUUCUGGAGUAUAUGAACUUCUUGAUUCUCUUUAUUCUCUUCGUCUUCGCCGUGGAGCAGAGCAAGGUUGAUAGACUGAAUGUUCCUGAGGUCCUCUUCAUGGUUUAUGCAGCAGGAUUCACGUUAGAGAAGGUGGCCGCCAUGCAGGAGCACGGGAUCGCAGUAUAUUUCAAGGGAACGUGGAAUGGGUUUGACUUGGCUUUCGUAACGACAUACUGCAUAUAUGCAUUCUUGCGGCUUUAUGGGGUCAAUCGUCAUAACGAAUGGGCUCGCUCUACAGGCAUCGAUAUCCUGGCGCUCAUUGCUUGUUUGAUGUUCCCAAGGCUUGCGUUCGUCACCCUGAAGAACAAUCUAAUGGUACUCUCUCUACGUGCCAUGAUGGUACAAUUCAUCGCUUUGAUGUUCAUCGCAGCAUUCUGCUUCUGCGGAUUCCUGUAUGCUCUGUGGACCUUGAGCCGCAACGAGGCCCAAUACACCGCGGGAACUAUUGCUUGGUGGAUGCUCGACCUUUGGUUUGGUUUGGACGCCAGCGGAUUUGACAAAGCUACUGAGUUCCACCCUCUUAUGGGUCCUGUUCUCAUGGUUACCUACGCUUGUCUGAGCAAUACUCUACUAUUGACCGUGCUUGUUUCUAUUCUGUCCAACACUUUCGCGACAAUAAACGAAGAUGCUGCUGCCGAGGCGAUGUUUAGAAGAGCUGUCUCCACCAUUGAAGGGGUGAAAGCGGAUUCUCUGUUCUCUUAUCAGCCCCCUGUCAACUUGAUUGCCGUCUGCACCAUGCUUCCUUUGAGUUACAUUUUAUCCCCGCGCUGGUUUCAUAAAGUCAAUGUCUUUAUGAUUCGAUUGACUAGCUUCCCGAUUUUACUUUUCGUUGCCUUGUACGAACGCCAAGCCAAAAUUAACGGAACCAUCGGGUUUUACGACACAGCUUCCGCCAUUGGAGAGCAGUUCAUUGACACUUUACCUCGAAGUUUCAAGAAACUAUCCCUGCUUGAAGGAUUAGCGGGUUCCAAUUCCGAUAUCGAUGCGAUCUUUGAAAUCGAAGAUGAGUUGAAUACGAGUGCCCUUGAUACAAGAGAUGAUAUCGAGAUGGCACCCUCCAAACCAACUCAAAUACCUCAGCAGCCCACAUCGAAUUCGCUGCCAAAGGCAAGCCCUUCCUUCCCUGGCGAGAACGUCCCUUCACCAAGCCAAAUCCACGAUCAAACGGGUCGCGUACAUUUUGAAGCGCAAGCAGGGUCUUCUCCAUCACAUCAUAUAGCUCCUCGAGCUCGGGUCAACUCUGUUAUGAAGAAAGGGACGGAGUUUUCUCAGAGUUUCACAAGUCCUCUAGCACAAAUCUACCAGCCCCUCGUUGUUGACAAUGUGCCACUCGAUGAUGAAACUGGCUCUCAACCGUUCCCAGUCAGCUCUAGUCCCGGUAAUGGGCCGCCCCCGCCUCUGAUCAGUUAUGGACCCGCUAGUCGGAGGCGCUUGUCUUCAACUAUCCAUCGACGUACAACGUCAGAUGUGCAUAGAGCUCUGUCCACUAACGCAGGCGUCCGUCGGAGUCAGUCGCAACGUAGACCGUCUCCGACCAGUGCUCUAGGUGCCACCCAGUCUCCCUCGGUUGAGCAAGGCGUGAAUAAGAGCCCUGACAUGGCAGUCCUGUCGGAAAGCCCGCCUCCUAUGUCCUCUUCACAUGAGCAAUCAUCGUUACCAACGGUCGGCCAGGUUUUGGAGGAGAAUGACACGGACAGCGCUCAAAGUCCGUGGAAUAUACGGUUUGACGAAAUAGAAUCACGCCAACGACGGAUCGAAUCUUUGCUGGAAACGAUUGUGGAUAGUUUGGGUACUAAGCGACAAUAG
Molecule: messenger RNA, 2710 nt
Organism: Marasmius oreades (fairy-ring Marasmius)
Lineage: Eukaryota; Fungi; Basidiomycota; Agaricomycetes; Agaricales; Marasmiaceae
Exons: 24
Coding region: 383-2710 (775 amino acids)
Source: RefSeq, a predicted model, not a curated record